AUGAUGAUUCGAUUGAUUUGGAGGAAUAAGAAUGUCACCAAUCGUUUAGUUCAUAGAGGUUUCCAUAAUGCUCGUUUUUUAAAUAAUAAAAAACCUGGUUUAACAGAACAAGAAUUUGAUGAUGCUGAAUUAAUGUCUGAUCGAUUAAAUUCAAAACCAUAUUAUGCUAAAAGAUCAAAUGAAGAUAGAUAUGAAUCACAAUCUGAAGUAGAUGAUAAAGGAUUCCAAAAGGAAACUCCAUUAACACCAGAACAAAUUAAGAAACAAAAUGAAAAAAUUGAAGGUUUAAAAGGUAUAGUACAAGGUUUAUUAGUACUUGGUGCAAUGUUUGGUGGGUUCCAAUUAUAUCAAAAAUAUCCAGUUAUAAGAAAUUGGUGGUAUAAACAAGAUGGUGAUGAAUUUGUUAUCCCUCAAAAGAAGAAACAAACUUCAGAAUUACCAAAUUUAAAUAAUAAAAAUGAUAGUUCAAUUCCUGGUCUUUAUAUAUGGGGGAAUAAUUUUAAAGGUUUAAUAGAUUCUCAACCUUUUUCUUCAAAUCAUAAAUUCCCAACAAGACAUUCUUGGUUUGAUGGGAAAUUCCUUAAAGAUGUUUUCAUUGGUGAUGAAUCCGCUGUUGCUAUCGAUUCAAAUGGUGAUUUAAUUCAAUGGGGUCAAGGUUUUAAUCCUGUUGAAGUUCCAUCAAAUGUUACUAAAAAAAAUUGGAAAGGUUGGAAUGAACCUCAAUAUACUAUUAAGGGACAAGGCUUAAAAUAUGCUAAGAUAUCAAAUGGUGUUGUUUAUGCAUUAAAUAAACAUAAUGAAAUUAUUUAUUUCCCAGAAAAUUUACAAAAACAAUUAGAAUUUAAAGGUGAUUCCAAAAGAAAUUGGUUAUUGAGAUCCAAGGAUCAACAUUUUACAAAACUCACAGUUGAAAAUGGUAAAUUUAAUAAAGGUGAAUUUAUCCAGGAUUUCCAAACUGGGAAAGUUCAUCUUGUUGCUUUAACAAAUCAAGGUAGAGCAUUCACUUCAUCAACUGGAUUAACUCAAACAACAAAAGAAUCAAAAGAAUCAAAAGGUCAAUUUGGUUUAAUAGAAUAUUCACAUUUUAAAUCAUCACCUCCUGUAAAUAAGUUAUAUGAAAUUUAUUUAUUAAAUAAUGAAAUUGUUAAAAAUUCAAAAGGAAAAAUUGAUCAUAUUGAAUCAAGAAAAAUUCAACAAGUCGCAACGGGGAAUUAUCAUACUAUAGCAUUAGAUUCAAAUGGUGAAGUUCAUACUUUUGGUGAUAAUACUUUUGGUCAAUUAGGUCAUCCAGUUAAUUAUGAUACACAAUUCAUAACAAUCCCUAAAAAAAUUUCAUUAUUUAAUAAACAUGUUGCAAGAGAUUAUUAUCCUGAAUGUAUCGAAGUUUAUGCAGGUGGUGAUACAAGUUUUGUCAAGAUUUCACCAAUUAAAAUGUUUCAAAUGGUUAAAAAAUCUGGUACUGCAAAAAUACAAGAACAAUUUGAAGAUCUCAAAAAUGAUGAUUUUAUUUUAGGAUUUGGUAAUAAUUUAAAAGGACAAAUUGGGAAUGGUCAUUAUGUUCAUGCACAAUUUGAACCUUUCAAGAUUAAAGAAUUAUUAAAAUUUAAUGAAUUUAAUGAAUCAACAGGAAAAUUAGAAAAAAUUGGUAUAAAAACAUGGUCUUCAGGUUAUGAUCAUACUUUUAUAAAAUUAGAAAAUAAUGAUGUCUUAUAUUGGGGUGGUAAUGAUUUUGGUGAAUUAGGUAAUGGUAAAAAAAAUAGAAUUUCAAAACCUUCUAUACCAUCUGCUUUAAUUGAACCUGGAUUUAAUGAAAAAACUUUUAAAGAUCCAAAUUUUGUUAAUAGAUUACAAUUAUCUUCAAAUCAAAAAAUCAUAGCUAGUAGUAAUGCUAGUGCUAUUUAUUAUACAAAACCUUAA
This is a messenger RNA of Hansenula ciferrii, 1917 nucleotides long. RefSeq names its product Fmp25p (gene FMP25). Gene Ontology annotation, cellular component: mitochondrial inner membrane. The record is from RefSeq and is a predicted model, not a curated record. Bases 1 to 1917 code for a protein of 638 amino acids. The transcript has a single exon. Gene Ontology annotation, biological process: mitochondrial respiratory chain complex III assembly. NCBI's taxonomy places the organism in Eukaryota, Fungi, Ascomycota, Saccharomycetes, Phaffomycetales, Wickerhamomycetaceae.